CAUCUCCCGCCUCAAACUGCAGAGCCCCGCCACAGCCAUCUCCAUGGCGACCGGAAACACCGGAAGAGGAAGUCAGCGCUGCAGAAGACGUGCUGGCCGUUACUGUACAUAGGACGGGAGAGGAGAUGGCAUUACCUACGCUCCCAUCACCCUGGCACAGUCGUAGCAGAUUGCUAGAGAAGCAGAUUGUGCGUCACAGAGAACAAGAGGCCCGAUUCCGGAAUGAGUGGGAUAUGACCAACCGGUAUUUCAGGCAGUCAGAUGUCUGCAGCAGUAAACAGGCCCAGUGGAGUUCACGGGUUUCAUAUGAGCAGAGUAUGAAUGCUUACCACCGGGAGAAGCAGAGAGAGGAGAAAAGAAGGAACUUGGAGCGACGGAGAGAAGAGCUACGCAAACUGUUACAGGAAGAACGAGAUCUACUUGAGGCGGAACUCCAGGAGCUCUCUCGAAACAGGGAUCCUGAUAUCGCUAGCAUGAGAGAGAAAGCUGAGGGGCUGAAGUCAGCACGGGAGGAAAGGAGGAAAAAGCUCGCAGAGGAGUUACUGUACGAGCAGUGGAAGACGAGCAAUAUGAAGCUUCGUGAGGUGGAGUCCAGUUUACAUAAAAAGCAUGUGGUUGAUGCCUGGGCUGAGCAAGUCACAGAGAAGGAUCAGGAAAAAUUAGCUGAGGAAGAAGAGAAGAAGAGGUUUGAAAACCAGUAUGAGCUUGCCAGAAAAGAGGCCUUGGAGAAUAUGAAGAAGCAGGAAGAGAGGCGUCGUCAAGCAGAAAAGGAACGUGCUGAGGUCCUACAACAGCAAAUGGAGGAGCUUCAGUUGAGGGACCUGGAGGCUCAGAAAUUAAAGAAGGAACAGGAAGACUUAUUGAGACAACAGUGGGAAGUGGAGGAGCUUCAGGAAGAGAGGAAGAAAAUUGAGGAUCGUAGGAAGAAAAUAGAGCUUGGUCACUUCCUGAGUCGUCAGUACACCGCACAGAUGAAGAGAAGAGCCCGCAUGGUACAGGAAGAACUGGAAACGGACAUGAAGAUACUAGCAGCACUGAUCAGUAAAGAAGAUGAGGAGCAAAGCUUGCGUUCCGCUAGAAGGGAGCAGGCAGCUGCUGAUGCAGCCUGGAUGAAACGCGUCAUUGAGGAGCAGCUUCAUCUGGAGAGGCAGAGAGAAGCAGAGCUCGAUACUCUCUUCAGGGAAGAAGCCAGACAGGUGUGGGAGAAAAGAGAGGCGGAAUGGGACAGAGAGAGGAAUGCACGGAAUCGCUUGAUGAAAGAGGUGCUGACAGGAAGGCAGCUUCAGAUUCAGGAGAAAAUAGAACAGAAUAAACGGGCACAGAGGGAAUCGUUAAAGUCUCGUGAACAGCUCAUCCGAGAGCUUGAAGAGUUCAAGCAACUGACUUCUAGAGAGAAAAAAGAGGAGGAAGAACUGAAGACGGCUCGAAAGCUGGAACUGGAGGCACAGAUUUCUGAGCGGCGCUUGCAAGAGAGAGAGGCCAUGAUGCGCCUGGAAGAGGAGGAAAGAGAAGAGAAAUUGGCUGAGGAAGAAGACGAGUAUUUGGCAGAACAAGAGGCAGAGAUCAUGACAGAGAGGGGUUAUCAGGACAAGGUGUUUAGUCGCCCCCGGCCCGCCUGGUCAUGACAGAUUGAAGUACUCGGACUGUCGACAGUACUGUAGUUAUGGCUUACAACUUGAAGUAUACUUUGUUUCUCAUUCCUAAGUACACAACUUUUACGUGUAAAUACUUUUAAUCUUGAGUGCUUGCGUGUGUAGAUAUACUUUGUAUUAUACAAAAUUAUGGACAUAUUUAUAAGACUAUUUAAAACUAGCUCCAUGCUGACCCCUUGUGGAGGAAAGUAAUUUUGACCUUCUAAUACGGUGAUCUAUACGGUGAUCGGACAUACGGUGGAUAUAAAAAGUCUACACACCCCUGUUAAAAUGUCAGGUUUCUGUGAUGUAAAAAAUAAAUAAAAAUGAGACAAAGAUAAA
Bufo bufo (common toad) is the source of this 1973-nucleotide messenger RNA. It is a transcript of the gene TCHP, whose product is annotated as trichoplein keratin filament binding. The transcript has 13 exons. NCBI's taxonomy places the organism in Eukaryota, Metazoa, Chordata, Amphibia, Anura, Bufonidae. The coding region runs from base 126 to 1625 and encodes 499 amino acids. The record is from RefSeq and is a predicted model, not a curated record. Gene Ontology annotation, biological process: apoptotic process. Gene Ontology annotation, cellular component: keratin filament.